Messenger RNA from Strongylocentrotus purpuratus (purple sea urchin), 1916 nucleotides. Its product is annotated as mixed lineage kinase domain-like protein. NCBI's taxonomy places the organism in Eukaryota, Metazoa, Echinodermata, Echinoidea, Camarodonta, Strongylocentrotidae. Gene Ontology annotation, biological process: protein phosphorylation; cell surface receptor signaling pathway. Bases 121 to 1719 code for a protein of 532 amino acids. The record is from RefSeq and is a predicted model, not a curated record. Gene Ontology annotation, molecular function: protein kinase activity; ATP binding. Gene Ontology annotation, cellular component: plasma membrane. The transcript is spliced from 11 exons.
AGUAGCCAUACCGUUUUCAUGCACAUAACGUACCGUACGUGUGUAUAGCGCGUGAGAGAGAGAGAGCUCGAGCUAGAGGAGUCUAUUUCGUUUGAAUCAAAAACUAAAACAGAAAGCAAAAUGUCCGUAUUUGAUAUUUUUUCUGGCAUUGGGUCGCUUGCCAAUAUUGCUGUAAGGAUCUAUGGGGCUGUGAAGGAGGUAAAAAGUUUCAAAUCGCAGAGUAAAACCAUUGCGAACAGAGUUGAAUUUAUCCUACUGCCCGUGAGAGCGCUACAGAAGGAAGUAGACGCCAAGCAUGUUGUUCUUCCAGAUCUGGAGCGGGAGCGCGCCGGUUCCGGCCCCGAUGGCGAUGGCUAUGACUACCAGGACCAGGAAGGUCCGAUGAUGUAUAUCAGACCUCUGCUAAAGUUGAAAGAUUGCAUGGAGAGCGUUGAAUCUUUUCUCAUAAAGCUUGGAGAUACGAAAUGGGUGGACAAGUUUAUGCACAAGAAGAAAAUCCAAGCUAAUUUUGAUAAUUACAAUGACCAGCUAACCACCUUGCAAAGAAGCCUUGGUUUUUGUCUUCAGGUUGCAUUCCCAAAGAUUGUGUCUGAGGAAAUGAAGAAACAGCUCAGAGACGCUUUUGAUAAGGAUACAAUGGGGAAGCAGAACAAAGAAGAUCUUGAGCUGGACUUGGAGAGUAUAAAAGAGGACUUGGAGAAACUGAAGCAAGAUGGAGACAAUCAAAGUCAGGACAUUCAAGAUAUCAAGGAGAGUCUUAAUCUGAUAUAUGAAACAGGAAAAAAGGAGUUUGAGCACCUUCACCAAGAAAUACAAUUCAAAGAACAACUGAGAUCUACGGAGGAAAAGUAUGCCAGUGAAUUACGAAUGGAUUAUAGAGAGUUCACUGACCUGGAGACAUUGCAGCAAGGAACUUAUGGUCCUAUUAUCAAGACAAAGCACAGGUUUGAAGAUAAGCUGCUGGUCAGGAAAGCGUUUGAAGACAAGGAAUUAUCUUCCACGAGAGAGCUGAAAGAGCAGCUGAACCUUUGGAAGAAUCUCCAAUACUCUGCUUUCAUUGUUCAGCUCUACGGAUACACCAUGGACUAUGAAAGUCGUAUGUGCUUUGUGGUAGAGUACAUGUCUCAUGGUACCCUCCGAAGUGUUCUUCAAGACAAGGAGAAUCAUCCGUUGCCAUGGGAACAACGGGUGACGCUUGCCAGGGAUUGCGCUCAAGGCCUCUACACAAUCCAUUUUUGCCAAAAAAAGACGAUGCUACACCGGGCAAUCACUUCCACAAGAUUCCUAGUAGAUGAACGCUACAGAGCUAAGAUCUCUGACAAUGGUUUCGUGAAGUCAGCAUCGAAGAUCAGUAAGAGCAAAUCAACCAUGUUAUCUGGGGGCCGUGGGUCCGUCGAACAAGAUGAAAUAAACUACCUCUGCCCUGAGGAAACAAGUAUGAGUUUCAAGCGCAGUAUCAAGAGUGAAGUCUACAAAUUUGGAGUGAUAUUGUAUGAGAUUGCUUCAAGGAUGCAGCCCUUCCAAGCCAUGGAACAACAAGAUGGAACUCCCCUAGACCACAUGAAAAAGUACAACUUCAUCAAGGAUGGAAAAACAGAAGAUCCUCCUAGCGACACUCCAGAAGCUUUCAAAGAUCUCAUUUCUCUCUGUCGGCAGAGGGCUCCUGGUAAAAGGCCAGCCACUGAUGCUGUUGUUGCCCAUCUCAAUAAGAUGUGCUAGGUCAGAUCUCGCUUGCAAUUGAUGUAAAAUGUCGCUACUUCAAUAAAAUGACAGAGAUGCAGCCUUCUACUUCUCGAAUACCCUCCGUUCAUCAUUUGCACCAGCUCGUCUCUCGUCUUACUAACAGUGAUGAUGAUAAAGCUGAUAAUGAUAAUGAUAUUAUGAUUAUGAGGAUGAUGAUGUUUAAUAUUUUUAAU